Galeopterus variegatus (Sunda flying lemur) is the source of this 1349-nucleotide messenger RNA. RefSeq names its product homeobox B7 (gene HOXB7). NCBI's taxonomy places the organism in Eukaryota, Metazoa, Chordata, Mammalia, Dermoptera, Cynocephalidae. Bases 104 to 757 code for a protein of 217 amino acids. The transcript is spliced from 2 exons. The record is from RefSeq and is a predicted model, not a curated record. Gene Ontology annotation, molecular function: DNA-binding transcription factor activity, RNA polymerase II-specific; RNA polymerase II transcription regulatory region sequence-specific DNA binding. Gene Ontology annotation, cellular component: nucleus. Gene Ontology annotation, biological process: regulation of transcription by RNA polymerase II.
GGUCCUUUUUGGUGUAAAUCUGGACUCUAAUUCUGUAAUAUAUCAAGGAAUCUCGUAAAACCGACACUAAAACGUCCCUGCCUACAAAUCAUCCGGCCAAAUUAUGAGUUCAUUGUAUUAUGCGAAUGCUUUAUUUUCUAAAUAUCCAGCCGCAAGUUCGGUUUUCGCUACCGGAGCCUUCCCAGAACAAACUUCUUGUGCGUUUGCUUCCAACCCCCAGCGCCCGGGCUAUGGAGCGGGUCCGGGCGCUCCCUUCGCCGCCUCGAUGCAGGGCUUGUACCCCGGCGGGGGGGGCAUGGCGGGCCAGAGCGCGGCCGGCGUCUACGCGGCCGGCUACGGGCUCGAGCCGGGUUCCUUCAACAUGCACUGCGCGCCCUUUGAGCAGAACCUCUCCGGGGUGUGUCCCGGCGACUCCGCCAAGGCGCCGGGCGCCAAGGAGCAGAGGGACUCGGACUUGGCGGCCGAGACUAACUUCCGGAUCUACCCCUGGAUGCGAAGCUCAGGGACAGACCGUAAGCGCGGCCGCCAGACCUACACCCGCUACCAGACGCUGGAGCUGGAGAAGGAGUUUCACUACAACCGCUACCUGACCCGGCGGCGGCGCAUCGAGAUCGCGCACGCGCUCUGCCUCACCGAGCGCCAGAUCAAGAUCUGGUUCCAGAACCGGCGCAUGAAGUGGAAAAAGGAGAACAAGACCACGGGUCCCGGGACCACCGGCCAGGACAAGGCGGAAGCAGAGGAGGAAGAGGAAGAGUGAGGGACAGAGAAAGUGCAGAGAAAGAGAGAGACGAGAAAGCCAGAGAGGGAGAAGCCCAGCUCUGGGAAUGAAACCAGGAAACUCAGAUCAAAUAGGGAAGGAAAAAAAAAAAAACUAUUUAAAUGUAAGCAGUUUAAAAUUUUUUUAAGGAGAGAGAAAGGUGAAAUUUUGUUUUCUCAACACUGGAAAAAAAAAUACUACCUAUAGGAAAAUCUGUCGCGCUUGUUUUUGUACAACAUGGGAAGGACAUUAUCUACCUGUUCUGUAGCUUUCUGGAAUUUGCCUCCCCUUUCUAUGUUGCUGUUGUAAGGUCUUUGUAAAAUCUUGCUGUUUGGUAAGCCCCCUUUGACGGGUGCUGUCUUUGUGGACUGUGGGUCUGGACUAACAUGUGUGGUUCCCCGCCCUCCUGAGCCUCCGCCCUCCCAGUAAUGGCGCCAAAAGGGUCUUAGGGAGCCCCAAGAACCCACCUAGUAGCUCCUAGUAGCUCACGUGUACCCCUGUGCCUGACCGCUGCUCCUUGCUCCCGCCAGCGCCCCCUUAACAUUUUUGUGGAUCCGAAGGAUGGAAAAAUAAAAAUGCAAUUAAAAAUAAA